AUGAAAAUGAUCACUGGAAUACUUGAGAUGAUUAUUGGAAACAAUCGUAUUUCUCCAUCGCAGGUUGAAGAUUUUGCCAAAAUUGUAUCCAAUGUUUUACGUAAAGGUGCUAGAAAUUCGCGACUUUGGAUUCAUGCAAUGGAGACGGAAAAUAACAUUGGAAAAAUACAAAAAGCGAAAUUAAAAGCAUCAACCAAAACAAUUGUGGGAUCUACUUUGAUGGUACCCACCACUUUAUUCACCAAAUUGGCGAGGUUUUUGAGAAUUUUGAUCAGGUAUCAAUCUUUCAAAAGAACGGAAGGUUUAGUGGAAGCUAUUUUAAGUUGUGACGAAUACAUAAAAUAUAUUAAAGCUGCAAAUAGAGGGAUAGAAAGAAGGUAUGGUAUUCAUGAGACUUCCGGAUAUAGUGAUGGAGAAAUUGUGUUGGCAAUUGAAAGUGAACCACUUCCUGCUAGUGUCACGCCUAAAGCCCAAAGACCACUUCCUCCACGACCUGGUACUCCACCAAGUCCAUCAAGACAACACAGACCUUUCACCCCACCUUCUCCUUUGCAACACAGACCUGGUGGAAGACAAAGACUUGGAAGUGACUAUGAAGAUCCUGAUGAAGUGAACAGACAAAGAGCACAAAUGGCAGGAAGUUCUCAAGAGGAUAUUUACUCGAUGGCAGGCAGUCCAGGUGAAGAUAUAUAUUCAAGAGCAGGACCAUCUGGAAGUGGUGCUGAAGGUGAAGACAUUUAUAGUUUGGCUGGAAGAAGAGCAUCAAGUAAAAAAUCAAGCUCAAGAUCCAAAUCCAGCUCAAGUUCUGAAGACCCCAGAGAAGAGUUGUAUGCUAAGGUACAGAAAAAGAAAAGGUAG
Messenger RNA from Entamoeba invadens IP1, 858 nucleotides. RefSeq lists its product as hypothetical. The coding region runs from base 1 to 858 and encodes 285 amino acids. The record is from RefSeq and is a predicted model, not a curated record. NCBI's taxonomy places the organism in Eukaryota, Evosea, Mastigamoebida, Endamoebidae. The transcript has a single exon.